Molecule: messenger RNA, 1178 nt
Organism: Vanessa tameamea
Lineage: Eukaryota; Metazoa; Arthropoda; Insecta; Lepidoptera; Nymphalidae
Exons: 2
Coding region: 170-1177 (335 amino acids)
Source: RefSeq, a predicted model, not a curated record
CAGCCGCACGUAAGCUCUCUUGACUCAGAACUCUACGAGCUCGCUACGCACGCAAUAGCGAAGUUGUUGCUUCACUUUAUUCCUUCGGCCUACAGUUACUACUAAAUAAAGGAUAAACGAUUGAUAUGUGCCGGUAGAACACUAUUAUUCAUGUCUACAAACUUAUAUUAUGAGUUUAUUCGUUGAUUUACGGCAGAUAAGAACUUCCGUUUCAAGUUUGUCAGAGAUGGUAGACAAAAUAUCGACAUCAGUUUGUAAAGAAAAAAUAGACAAGGAACGUAAAAAAAGUGUAGAUUCAGCGCUAUACGGAAGCUCUAUAUACAAGCCGACCACAUUGGGAUUCGGAGUAAGGUUUUCACAAAGUCAAGAGAAUAUAUGUCAAGACAUGCCUUCUUCUAGAUUACGAAGUCACAUGUCUCUUCCAAAUUUAGGUAAAUCAGAUCAUAAGAUAUCAUCAACUCGUCCAAAAAUUGUCGAAAUCGACGAUGAAAAAAAUGAAAAUGAUCAUAAGUGCACAGCACAAGUCUCAAUGGAAAAUAUAAAUGACUGGAUCAUAGCGUCUUUGAACAAAAGACCUCACUUUGAUGACAGUGGGCAUACUCACCCCAUGGAUUUUUUGGAAAACGUAAAGUAUUAUAUUUCUGAACUAAAUAUAACGACAGAAAAGCAGCUUCCUUUUCUAAUAUCGUGUCUUGACGGACUUCCGCUAAUGUGGGCGCGCUGUUUUAAAAGUGAAUUUAAAGAUGUGGAUGAUUUUUUUGACGCCUUUGAACAAGAGUUUUGGGGUUCGGAGAGACAGAAAUCUAUUCUUUACGAUAUGAAAUUGGGAAAAUAUGACGAGAAAAAAUCACGUAUGAGCAUGUCAGAAUAUUUCUUGUAUAAAGUAUCAAAUUACAAACAUUUGAGUCCCCCUCCCUCUGAUUUGGAAAUAAUAUAUUCUUUAGCAGCGCAUUUUCCUUCUGCUGUUGAACUAGAAUUACGUCUGACACCAAAACCUACAUUACGGGAGGCAUACAGCUUGCUCCGUCGUAGAGAAGGUGAAGCAAAUGACUUUCUGCCUAAUUACUUGUACGAAAUGUGUGAGGCUUUUCAACGCGGAUCCCAGCCAGAGUCCGCUCGCCGCCCGGAAGAUCAGCAAAGCUCAAAAAAAGAAGAUGAAAAUAAGCGAAGCAAAUAAA